GAUACGAGACAAUCCGUUAAUCUUAGCAGAGAAUGAUGCCGAAAAAGCUGAAGCUUUAUCGGAAUAUUUUAGUAAAGUGUUUUCUAUUGGUAAUGAGGAACGACCAAUGAUUCGUCAUGACCGUGAUGGCUCGCUGAUGGAUCCUGUAGUCAUUGAGAAAGAUACUGUUUUAAGGCUACUUCAGCAUCUCAAACCUGAUAAGUCCAGUGGUCCUGAUGAUAUUCAGCCUAGGAUUAUGAAAGCCAUAUCAGAUGAAAUUGCUGAACCAUUAGCGAUACUAUUCGACAUGUCUCUGAGACAGUCCAGACUGCCUAGAGACUGGAAAGACGCCAUAAUAAGUCUGGUGUAUAAGGCUGGGAGUAGGGAUUUAGUUAGUAACUAUAGACUCGUUAGCUUAACUAGUGCAGUUGUGAAACUGAUGGAGAAAAUCAUUCGGAUAGCUGUUAUAAACUAUGUUGAAGGGCAAAAUCUUUUCUCCAGGGAACAACAUGGUUUUCAGAAAGGCCUAUCUUGCUUGACAAAUCUUCUCGUUGCACGAGAAGAGUGGGUUGCGGCAAAGGAUCGGAAUGCUCCUGUGGAUGUAAUUUUCAUAGAUCUAAGUAAAGCCUUUGAUAAGGUUUCCCACUCUGGUCUUAAAUUCAAACUGAAACGUUUUGGAAUCCAAUAAACAGUCGUCGAUUGGAUAAGUAACUUUCUCCAUGACAGGAAACAAAGGGUAGGGGUUAAUGGGGCUCUCUCCUCGUGGGUACCUGUAAAAAGUGGAGUUCUCCAAGGUACAAUCCUCAUUCCUCUUCUCUUCUUACUUUAUGUAAAUGAAUUGCCAACUGUAGCAAAAUCAUCCGUUCUACUCUUCGCUGAUGACAUAAAGAUUUGGAGACCCAUACAUAGUAUGUCGGAUAGAAUAGUAUUACAGGACGAUCUUAGCUCAUUGGUGGCAUGGUUAGACAGGUGGUCACUAGAAGUAAAUCCUAAUAAGAGUGUAGUGAUGCAGUUAAAUAACUCUGAUGAAUCGUAUGACUAUACACUACGUGGAUUCGUGCCACCCAAAGCAAGAAACUAUAAAGACUUAGGAGUUAUAUUAAGCAAUGACCUCAAAACGACUAGUCACUGUAAGGCUGUUGCUGCAAAAGGCUAUAGGAUAUUAUGGUCAAUUCGUAGGUCUUUUCAGUAUUUAGAUGAUGAAAUGUUUGGAUUACUAUGCCCGAUUUAUGUGCGACCACAUUUAGAAUACGGGAUUCAAGCAGCGCGUCCUUGUUUCAAAUAUGAAGCAGGUAUGCUAGAAAGAGUCCAACGACGAGCUACUAAGAUGGUACAAGGUCUAGCUGGCCUAUCUUAUGAAGACAGACUGAGACACCUUAACUUAUUUCCGUUAUCUUACCGUACAAUACGGGGUGAUCUAAUAUUGGCUUAUCGUAUACUGAACGAUGACCUUGGUAUUAACAUGUCUUAUCUUUUGUUUCCGUCUAGAACCGAUCAUUUGAGAGGACAUUCGAAGAAAGUUCAAAAACCGAGAUCAAACCGUUUACGUCUGGAGUUCCGUUUCUCGCACCGAGUAGUGCAUUACACACUUAAUAAUCUGUUCGGGAUCACUUUCAGUUUCUAUCGUGGGCACAAUAACUUGAGACCAAUCGUCAUUUAAUCUCCUAAACCAUAAUCAGUUGUGAGGUACUUUUCAUCACAAGGAUGGUUGUGGAUCAUCUUAAGUGAAGCUAUUAUGUUCUGGCUGACAUCAUACCGCAAACAAAACAUGGCUUUUCAACUACUGAAACAUGAUCUUUAAAUAGUGAGUAUGAUGACAGUUAUUGACCCUUUUUCUCCCUGAUCAUAGCCCUACGGCUCUUUUAUGGCCAAAAAUAACAAAAGUAUAACAUAUACUGGUAAUGGAUUUCCAGCUUACUUCUACUCACAACGUAAUGCGUCCGACUCAUCUAAUAAUGUUUUAUGGUAUAUUUUAAAUAAAAAGCUUUUCGCAAUAAA
Molecule: messenger RNA, 1977 nt
Organism: Schistosoma haematobium
Lineage: Eukaryota; Metazoa; Platyhelminthes; Trematoda; Strigeidida; Schistosomatidae
Exons: 1
Coding region: 890-1639 (249 amino acids)
Source: RefSeq, a predicted model, not a curated record